CGCUAGCUAGGAAGGAAGGCGAGCGGGCGAGCGAGGGAGGAAGAAAGAAAGGCGUAGCAUCGGAAAGCCGAGCGGUGCUGCUUCUCUUUCCUGCCCCUCGCAUCAGAAAGGGGCGGGGAGUGACUGGAUUGUAGGGCUGGGCGGAGGCGGCCGCGAGCCCAGGCGCUGCCGCUGCUGCUGCUCCUAGGCAUGAAGAGGAUGGUGGCCUGCUUGCGAUAAAGCGAAGCGGAAAAGGGGCUGGGAGAGACUAAAAGGGGGGGCGCCCUCCUUUCAGGGUGGGGCCCCCGAUCUUUACACUCUGCUUUUCUUCUCUUCGCUGAGAGGACGAAACGGAGCAGAGAAAAGAAAAGGAAGAGAAACCAGAGGAGGAGAAAGUCGAUCCGAUAGGGAGGAAAAGCUAACAGCUAACAACCAUGUCAGGGCGCCCGAGAACCACCUCCUUUGCAGAAAGCUGCAAACCGGUGCAGCAGCCUUCAGCCUUUGGCAGCAUGAAAGUUAGCAGAGACAAAGAUGGCAGCAAAGUGACUACAGUAGUAGCAACUCCCGGACAAGGUCCAGAUAGGCCUCAAGAAGUUAGUUAUACAGACACUAAAGUGAUCGGGAAUGGAUCUUUUGGUGUUGUUUAUCAAGCCAAACUCUGUGACUCAGGAGAGCUGGUUGCCAUUAAAAAAGUUCUGCAAGACAAGAGAUUUAAGAAUCGAGAGCUUCAAAUCAUGAGAAAGCUUGAUCAUUGUAACAUUGUCAGAUUACGUUAUUUCUUUUACUCCAGUGGAGAGAAGAAAGAUGAGGUAUAUCUUAAUUUGGUGUUGGACUAUGUUCCUGAGACAGUAUACAGAGUGGCAAGGCAUUAUAGUAGAGCCAAACAGACACUCCCUAUGAUAUUUGUGAAGUUGUAUAUGUACCAAUUAUUCCGAAGUUUAGCCUAUAUCCAUUCCUUUGGGAUAUGUCAUCGGGAUAUAAAACCACAGAAUCUUUUGUUGGACCCUGACACAGCUGUUCUAAAACUUUGUGAUUUUGGAAGUGCAAAGCAGCUAGUUCGUGGAGAGCCUAAUGUCUCUUACAUCUGCUCUCGAUAUUACAGAGCACCGGAGUUAAUUUUUGGAGCCACAGAUUAUACUUCUAGUAUAGAUGUUUGGUCGGCAGGUUGUGUGUUGGCAGAAUUAUUAUUAGGACAGCCAAUUUUCCCAGGAGAUAGUGGUGUGGAUCAGUUGGUGGAAAUAAUUAAGGUCCUUGGAACUCCCACAAGAGAACAAAUUAGAGAAAUGAAUCCAAACUAUACAGAAUUUAAAUUUCCUCAGAUUAAAGCACAUCCAUGGACUAAGGUCUAUAAAGCAAUUGCCGCUCUUGGAAUGAAAGAAUUAGGAGAACAGCUGAGAGUGCCUCAUCACUCUCCUGGCUUAAGUUAUAAGGUCUUCCGACCCCGCACUCCACCAGAAGCAAUAGCUCUAUGUAGCCGUCUGUUGGAAUAUACCCCAACUGCCCGCCUGACUCCACUGGAAGCAUGUGCACAUUCUUUCUUUGAUGAAUUACGGGACCCAAACAUCAAAUUGCCAAGUGGUCGAGAGAAACCUGCACUCUUUAACUUCACUACUCAAGAAUUGUCAAGCAAUCCAUCUCUGGCUUCAAUCCUCAUACCUGCUCAUGCUCGAAAUCAAGCCGCUGUUUCAACUCCUACCAAUACUACAGCAGCCUCAGAUGCCAGUGCAGGUGAUCGAGUUCAGACCAAUAAUGUAGCUUCAACAUCAGCUUCCAACUCCACCUGAACUGAUCUCAAGCAGCAGCUUGUACAGGAACAAUCACCAGUAAUUUUGAGUCUUACUCAGCAAUACUGGUCAUAUUUGGAAAGAAAAUGUAAAAAGAAGGGGAAAAACUGUUCAUUAUAGUGUUGGAUUUUUAAAAAUUGUUGUUCUUAUUUAACCUUGUAAAAAACCAGUUUCAUUGUAUGCUCACUCUGCAGGCUUUUUGGGGCAGGGGAAUAAGUGGGGUGAGAAAAGAGAAAUGGAUUAUUAGAACACCAAUUUCUCUUCCCAUGACAAUCUUCUAAUUUCAGAUAAUUGCUGUUGUGUACUUUAGAAUCAGGAAUCUUAUCUGACGCCCUCCAACAAUCACCGUCAUCACCAGAAAAAAGGAAAAAGAAACCCCUCAUUCUGCUGAAGCCUUGUAUUUUUAAGUGAUGUUUCAAUUUUUGGUGUAGUGCACAACUUGAAUUUGGUUAGGAGUUUAACAAGUUGCUCAUCUUGAGUAUUAUUUGCUGGAAUUAAAUGUCUUCGUGUUAGGUGAGGAAGAAGAACAAGAUGAAGUGCUACAAUAUGCUGAGUUGCCAAAGGAAACUAUGAAGGAGGAGGGAAGUUACAGUGUGGGGAAAAAAGCUUGAAAUAAUAAGGAACAAAUCACCUUAAAUUUCAUUUGCCUCUGAAGAAUUCUGCAGACAUACACUAUUGGCUUGAAUGUACCUAUCCCAAUGUUUUAGGAGUUGGAUAUUUAAAAAAUCUGGAAAGCAUAGAAGAAAGCAUGACUAAUCAUAUCCACACCUCAGUAGAUGAGAGUAGAUGUGCAUAUCCCCCCAUGUGCAAAAAAUAGAAAAAUCUUCCUGCAUUCUGUUCAUUCAUUUUGAUUCUAAUUUCUUUCUUGAAGAAGAACACUGAGGAAAAGAUGCAAGGAUAUGUGAAUGGACAUACUAUUUUCAUAGCAUACAGUGUUUUUAAGUUGUUAGAUUUAUUUAACAAGUAGAUUUAAAUCCUGGUUUAUAUUUAAAUUCACCUUUUUCAGCCUCUUCUUUUCUAACCUUUGUUUACUGGUUUUCAGAAGUUGCUUUUGUCACAAUGGAGAAUAUUAAAUCUCUAGACAAAUAGAUUACUUGCUCCAGGUGUCAAGUAAGUGUAUGUGUGUGUGUGUGUGUGUGUGUGUGUGUGUGUGUGUGUAUUGUGUUAUACAUGUACACACAAGCAUUCAUGCAUAUACAUAGCGCUGCCUUUUAUUUUUUACAUCCAGAAGCAGAAAUGCCUGUUUCCUAUGUCUUUGUUCUGGACAAUUAAAUUGUGGCCAAAGGUCUCUGUGACAUGAAAGCAAUAUGCCUUGAAACAGUUUGAGAAAGAAUGUCAUUACUAAUGCAUGAAUGUCAUUGCUAAUGCAUGGAUUCUUGUGACUAGCUUCCUCUUUGAUUUGAUAGCUGUACUUAUUUAGCUUUACAUCAGAUUCACGUUACCUUGCAAUAUCUUUCAUUGGUGAACCUUUUGAAAUUAGAAUUGGACCAAGGAGAGCAAGUAGUUUAUAUUCAUUUGUUAGGUGUGAAGUCAUUGAGAGAAGAGAAGUAGGGUCUCAAAUGGAGAAUGGGGCAUGCUCAGAAAAGAGUAGUGGCUUCUCUAAAAAAAAUCAGAUGACUUUAAAGACCACACAAAUCAUAACUUAAACUAUUUUUAAGAGCCACGAGUCAGGAAGCUAUCUUUCGAAAACUAAAGCUGACUAGAAAAGAAUCCAUAAUGGAUGGGAGGCCUGGAAGACUUUCUUGCUGAAAUGGCUUGAGCCCACCGGCAUCUUCUAUGUUGAAUGUGCGGACAUCAUAGUCAAAGCUUAGUUUUGUGGUCUGAGUUCAGAAAGAGGAGAUCUUAGGAGGUUUUGUAUUAUUUUCAUUGGUUUAAAUAAUAGGAGAGAAUAAUUAAAAGCUUUAACACUUUUUUUUAGUGUGUGUGUGUGUGUGUGUGUGUGUGUGUGUGUGUGUAAAAACUAGGAUCCUGAUUUUUUUCCCCUAAGGAUCAUGGCAGAACUGCAAGCAAAAUUUUAUAUAAAUCUAGAUCCAGGUGUUUCAGUAUCAUUUUUUGUAAAUAAACUGACAAAAGCUCCUCACCAAAUUCAAGUUUGUACAUUAGUUCUUAAACUUUUAAGUUGUAUUGCUUUAUAUGUAAAUACGUGGACACAGGAACUGUUAUUAAUGAACAAAUGUUACCAUUCAGGGCAGUUAAUUUGUUUUAAUAAUCAGACAAAAUGUAGACAAGCUUUUUAAAGCCAUAUAAUUCUAACUAUGUACAGUAGAUAACUGGCCUGUAUUAUUGUAACAAUAACUCUAGCAAUGUAUAGUGUAUCUAUAUAGUUUGGAGUGCCUUUGCUUCCAUGAUUUUUUUUCUUCCUUUUUGUAACAGAUGCCUCAUAUGUGCAGAUACGCUUUCCUUUUUUCAACCAUUUCAUGGUCAGUAGCAGCAUUAAAAGAAAAUGCGUCCAAACAUCAUGGCUGUGCUCGUCCUGCUGAAUCGAUAGCAACGAGUUAUGGCUCAGCAGCAUCAGAAUAGCCACCAUUUUCCCAGUAUUUUUGCUCACUUAUUUAAACAUAUCCCCACGGUAACCGGUUUCAUUAUAUCGAUAACACCUUGGUAUCUAAAAUGACAGGUUUAUCUUUUACAGAUUCUUGCCCAAUAUGUUCUUCAGUAGGUCUUGUUGGAUCACUGCUGCUUAGAGUUUUUACUUGGCCAUGUUGUUCAUUCAGAGACAGAAUUGGAGAUUGUAAAAUAAGUAAGCAACUGUAACUGGGGAGGGAAGAACUGGGAUCACAUAUAUACAUCUGUAUAUUUUAGAUCUAAAAAUCUUGCAAGCCUUUUUUGACAGAAAGUGGUGGUAUUAAGUGUCUAUUAACAUAGAUUAGCACCUCCAUUCUCAUUUACUUGCCAAUUUUUUUAUGAACGUUAAUUUUUGUGCUCAGCACAAGGGCCUUGAUUUUAAAACUCUGCUCAUAUAUAUUCAACUUGUUAAUAUUCUACAUGAGGUUUUUUUUUAAUGGCAAAAUGCUGAACUUUUUAUCAAACCAAAGGUUGCUUUUUUAAAAGCUUUUUGUAACCAUCUUCUGUUCAUUCCAGUAAGACAGAGGAUGCCAUUUUUCUGGUGACAUAAAGGUCAGUGAAAGUAUUUUGUUUCUGACAGUCCACUCGGAAUUUAAAUUUUAUUUGUUUUAAAUGAAGUACCGUAUAGUCUCUCAAUCUAUCCUUAGUCUGUGUUGCAGUUGUGCAUAAUCCUAAAAUGGCAUUAAUGACUGUGUGUCUUUGACUGAAAAUCAGGAAAAAGGCACUAGUAAUCUUAAUUUUGAAGUAUGUCCUUUCAAACAAUGUUAUGGAUUUUUAAAAAUAGAUUAUUUUAAAGUCAUCUAGCUGGUGCUUGAACAAGCUUCCUUCUGUGAAUAAGCCAAGAAAUAGUUGAUGUCUGUAAUUAGUGUUAAUUUGAAACAAUCCUAAAUUAAAAAUGUUAUCAGCAUUUUUCUCCAUUAAAUACCUUCACCUCUAGAGAUCAAAGCCAGUAAUAAAAAGCACAGUUUGUUGUCUAGCCCAGGACUGAUAUUUUUCAAAUGUGCUCAUCAGAACUCCUUUUAAUUCCUAAUAUUUCUACAGGAACUAAUUCCUUGUUUCAUUUUGCAACAAGGCAAUAAAAGCAAAAUGACUGGUACCUAAAGGGUUAGCUUGAGAUAUGUCUCUUCCUAGUGUUGUUUGUUCUUGGUUUUUUGAGAAAAAACCACAAAAAACCAUUUAUAUAUAUAAAUAAUAAUGCUUGCUUGUAAAAUUUGCAUUUGUUACUAUGUUGCUGAUCACUUGGGCUUGUACACACAAUUAACGUGAUCACUUUCAUCUUAAAAGCAGAGUUCUAAAUAUAUAUAUAAUGGACUGUGGGUUGUAUACAAACUAUUGCAUACACACGCAAAGCUGUCUUGAUUCAAAGAAGCAAAACAUGUAUAACGUUAUUACUACUUGAAUGCCUCUGUGACUGAUUACUUUUUCAUUUUAAGUAUAAACUUUUUGUGGUAUGUAUGCUUAAUGUUCAUUAUUUUAUCUCCUCCCUUCGGCUCCUUUGUAAAUACAUUAUGUUCUGUGUGACUUGGUUCAGAAAUAGUUAACUGGUACUGUAAUUUGCAUUAAAUAAAAUGUAGGUUAGCCUGGUCAUGAAAUUUAAAAA
This is a messenger RNA of Pantherophis guttatus, 5928 nucleotides long. Lineage: Eukaryota; Metazoa; Chordata; Lepidosauria; Squamata; Colubridae. The record is from RefSeq and is a predicted model, not a curated record.